Sturnus vulgaris (Common starling) is the source of this 4069-nucleotide messenger RNA. Lineage: Eukaryota; Metazoa; Chordata; Aves; Passeriformes; Sturnidae. The record is from RefSeq and is a predicted model, not a curated record.
UCUAAACCCAGUUUGAGUCCGAGCAUAGGAAUUAAAAUGUUUAUACAUAUGAGGAGUUCUGCUAGUGAAGCUGUCUGGAAAAAUCGCGCCCUUAGCUUUGGCUCCAUCAAGCUUUAUAGAAGGAAAACAAAAAUAUUAAAAAUGCUGCUUGUACCAAAUGUGUGGAUUUUAGGCAGUCAGUUUUAUUAUUAUAAGCUAAGUAUGGCCUGGAACACAAUGCUGUGUAGAGGAGCUGCUUAAAUAUACUUUGUAAACACAUCCCAACUUUAGGAAAGUGUGUCUGGGAUGAAUGGGACUUGGCAGGUCUGCACAAAUCUUUUAACACAUGACUGGAGUAGCAGACUUGAGGAGAGAAACCUUUUAAGGUGCAAAAGCGUGCACUUUGUUUUUAAACAAGUGUGGGAAAGAGGCUGAAGCUAAUUUAUGGUUCCGAUUUGAGCCCCAUAGUCAGGUAAAGUCAAAUAGCAGAUUUUAGUGUGGAUUAUAACAAUGGCUUGGCAUAAUUCAAUAGAGCUAUUUUAUUGGACUCUAUUAACCUGGUUAACCUUAAAUCUUAACCAUGACAGGGUUUUUAUGUAAAGAGCCUCUACACAAAGCACAAUAUUGAAUUUUAAUUGAGGCUUUCAAGGCCUUAUGAAAAGUGUGUUCUUGCCUCAUCUUUUUUCCCCUUUCUUGAAAGUUCAGGUGUCCUAAAGUCAGUUUAAAUUCUAGGUUGCACAAAUCAAUUAAGGGGAGCUAGGAUUUAAAAUCAGUCCUAUUUUUUUGAGUUUGUGUAUAUAUAGAAAAUCGAAGGUUAUUCUCAGUAUAGUGUGAACACCUUCGUAUUUACAACUGUAGCAAUAUACAAGUAUGUUUUGUAAUUGACUUGUUUACAAACUUUCUGGUCAAUUUCGCCCUUUAUGAAUGAUAGCGAUGGUAGCAAGAAAAACUGCUCAGCUCAGGGUGCUGGUACUUUACAGAGCACCAAAUCCCUCCCUCAGCUGAUAAAAUGCACGGUUUGAUUUCUGGUGCACCUGAAUUUGAAUCUCCUGGGAUGUGCCGUGAGUUCAACACCUGUUAAUUAACCCUUGUGGAUCCCCUGCCUGCAUUAGGAUCAAUACCAAGUGCAACAGGUGCUGUUGCAAGUGUAGUGCCUGUAGCUUGCAAAGUGCCUGUGUUACAGCUGAAACCUGUCACUUUAGCUGCUAAGUCACUCAGACUCCAGUGUAAAAAUUAUACAACUUCCUUAAUGUUUUAAAACCAGAGAUAUAGACAUAUUUUAAAGACCUAGCUGGCUGGAGGCCCAUUUUAGAGUGGCCGGUAAAAGCAAUAAACUAUCCUCAAACAUUUCUGCUCAAUAAAAUUUGAGAAUAUGAAAACAAAAAGUUCCUGGUUUAGCUUUUUAUAAAUGUUUUCUACACCCUGUGACUGCAAAGUGAUUUCAGCCCAUAGCUCAGAGCCAUAUGCCUUGAGCAUUGUAGGCCUCUGUCCCAAUUUACAGCAUUGAGUCUGUUACUUUCUAUUUUGAUCAGAGCAGUGAAGUUUUGUGGUCUCUGACCAAUGUCCUGCACUGGUGGAAGUGUCUAAAUAGACGGUUUUAUCAUCAAAACAGCACGUUUUUAGUGUACUUUUCUUCACUCGGGGCUCCUGGAAUCGGCUCCUUGUGCAAAACCUGAAUGAGUGUUGGAAGCUGUGAUAACACUAAGCACUUCCUGACAUAGAGAAGGCCAGUAGUUCUGCCACCAUUUGCUGUAUUUAAAGUCCUUGCUGUCUGUAAGCUGGACUGUAACUUAGAGAAAAGAAAUACCUAUACAUUUUGUUGUUUGGCUUCACAAGAUCAGAAUAUGUUUAUCCUAAACAAUCCCAUAUAGUCCGGCUUGGGAGAACCAUGGGGAUUGAAGAAUGCUACUACACUCAGGAAAAUUGCACUUUGAAAUUUAUCCAUUGGACUGAAGCAGAGAGGGUGGAUUGGAAGAAGUACUGCUGACCACUGAGAUCCAUAGCUAAGAUUCCCAAACUGCUUUGGUGAAGACCUGUGAAGCAGCACCACCUGGUAUUUUACUGCUCCCAGCUUUUAAUGCAGAUUUUAAUCAGUCCUGGAGUACUUGAAAAAUGAGUGUCCUUCUCAUUGAACCCUUUUAUGGUGGCUCCCACAAACAGCUGAUGGAUCUUCUCCAGGAAGAGCUACAAGAAGAUUGUGUCCUCUGCACACUCCCAGCCAAGAAAUGGCAUUGGAAGGCACGGACUUCUGCUCUUUAUUUCAUGCAGACAGUGCCAGCAAGUUCUAAUUACAGGAUCCUCUUUGCAAGCUCCGUGCUUAACCUGGCUGAACUCGCCGCCCUCCGCCCUGACCUUGGCAAAUUGAAAAAGGUCCUCUACUUCCAUGAGAACCAAUUGUCAUAUCCUGUCCAGAAAUGCCAGGAAAGGGAUUUUCAGUAUGGAUACAACCAGGUUCUUUCAUGUUUGGUUGCUGAUGUUGUGGUGUUCAACUCUGCUUUUAAUAUGGAAUCCUUUCUUAAAUCCAUUGGAAAAUUUAUGAAGCUGAUUCCUGACCACAGACCUAAGGAUUUGGAAAAAAUAAUCCGACUGAAGUGCCAAGUUCUUUAUUUUCCAGUCAGGUUUCCUGAUGUGAGCAGGUUCAUGCCAGAGCAUAAACUUGCCCGUUUGGAGAAGGUAAUUGGUGUUAAAAGGAAUGGAGAUGCUUAUCAGUCGGAGGGGCUGCCUGGCCAGCAGGAGAGCAGAGCUGUAAUGAAAGCCAGUGAUGCACAUCCUGAGUCUGGACUUUGUGAGCCCCAGCCUGGACUCUGCACCACACAGCACGAGGGGCUGCCCUCCCCACCAGCAGCCCCAGUCCAGGCUGAAGCACCAGAAAGUACAAAUCCUUGUCAAGGGGAAGAUAAGCAAUGUCUGACUUUUAACCUCUCUAAUAUCUUGAGUGGACUGGACUAUCAGCAAAGACCUCUGCACAUUGCCUGGCCUCACAGGUGGGAACAUGACAAAGAUCCUGAAACUUUCUUUAAAGUUCUGAUGAAGCUGAAAGAGCAAGAUCUGCCUUUCCAAGUGUCUGUCCUUGGAGAGACUUUCAGUGAAAUUCCAGAUAUCUUUUCAGAGGCCAGGGAGGUGUUGGGAUCGUCUGUCUUGCACUGGGGGUACUUGCCCAGCAAGGAUGACUAUUUCCGAGCUCUGUGUGCUGCUGAUGUUGUCAUCUCCACAGCCAAACACGAAUUCUUUGGCGUGGCAAUGAUCGAGGCUGUGCAUUGUGGCUGUUACCCGCUGUGUCCCAAAGCCUUGGUGUACCCAGAGAUAUUCCCAGCUGAAUAUCUGUAUUCUACACCUGAACAGCUUUUUAAAAGGCUUCAGAAUUUCUGCAAGAGACCAGAUAUUGUAAGGAGACAUCUCUAUAAGGGCGACACGGCCGGGUUUUCUUGGGCAGCGCUCGGCAGUAAAUUCAGGUCUCUGCUCGCAGCAGAACCGAGGGAAGAUUUGUGACAGAUGGGGCUAAGUCACAAACUUGCAGCCUCAGGCAGAAUUGUGGAAGUUUCCAGAGUGUGCCCAUAUUUACCUGAUCAGAGAGAAAAGAAAAUCUGCAGAGGAAGCCGAGCCUGGCUGCUUGUCAUAGCUGACACAGAGCCAUCUGCCACAAACCUGUGGCGGCUUCAGAUCUCCAAUCCCUGCCACCACCCCAGCUCAAAUUAAAUACAGAUUCUUAGAGACGUUAUGAUGGUUACACAUGUCCUCGGCAUCACAUGCAGGAGACUGUUCAAAAAAAAUAUGUGGCCUGUUGUGUAACCGCACUCAUGUAUCCCAUAUGUGGUGCCACAUUGAAUUUCCGGUUGAAUCUGUUUUUAUCCUUUGUACUGGAUGACAUGGUGCCUGAAUUCUUUCUUUUCGCCGACACGAUGGCAGCCAAGCUGCAGCUUCAAACGCUCACACUUGGCUGAGUUUCUACCUAGGUUGCCAGGUUAUCAUUGGAGCCUUAUUGUGUCCUCAAAGGGCCACAGGGCCUGAAAGGAGGAUCCGAAUGCUGCUGGACUAAUUGGGCAGCCAUCUCUGGGUUGUUGGGAGGCAAAGGGCUGCUUGAGCACUUCUC